Messenger RNA from Andrographis paniculata, 2355 nucleotides. RefSeq lists its product as uncharacterized. NCBI's taxonomy places the organism in Eukaryota, Viridiplantae, Streptophyta, Magnoliopsida, Lamiales, Acanthaceae. The record is from RefSeq and is a predicted model, not a curated record. The coding region runs from base 1 to 2355 and encodes 784 amino acids. The transcript has a single exon.
AUGGAAUGCAACAAGGAUGAGGCCAUAAUAGCUAAAGAGAUGGCAGAAAAGAAAUUUCUCGAAGGGGACUUUCAAGGAGCCAAAAGGAUGGCUUCGAAGGCUCACAGCCUCUUUCCCGGACUGGAUGGAUUGUCGCAGUUUAUUGAGAUCAUCCAUAUACACAUUGCUAGCAGCCACAAGAUACAGGACGCUCCUGAUUAUUACGGCAUAUUGGGAGUUGAUUCAUCGGCUGAUGAUGAUACACUGAGGAGACAGUACCGAAGAAUGGCCCUCACCCUGCACCCUGAUAAGAACAAGUCAGUAGGGGCAGACGGUGCAUUUCAGAUACUGUCGGAGGCGUGGAGUGUACUGUCAGAAAAGGAGAGCAGAAAUGCAUAUAAUUUGAGGAUCAGUGUACUGCCUCGGAGCCAGAGCGGCAGUGUUGCUUCAACAAGAACACCGUAUACAACUUUUUCAACUUCUAUUCGUCACGGACAAACUUCUCCAUGGUCUACAGCAAGUCCGCAGUACGGCUUUCCUGCAGUACUGCUGAUAAAUCCACAAUACAUGAGCUAUGGUGUGCCUUUCACUCAGGGAUUUUUUGCAGGAUUUUUAAAUCCAAUUUUUCAAGGUAAUAGAGCAUACUAUUACCAGAAUCCAUCCCAAAGAAGUUGGAAUUAUGGAUUCACUGCGGUCCCCUAUUCAAUGUAUCCGCCAGUGGGAAUGCAUAAUCCAGUUCAACCUCAAAUGUCUUCAACGAUCGCAACUGCAGCCGACUUUUUUUCUUCACAUUCAGCUGCUCAUUAUGGUAAUGCUCCGAAUACAGCCCAGUCGAGGUCGACUGCUAACCAGCAAAGACCAGAUUCAUUUUUGAGUUCAUGCAGUUGGUGCAAAACACAUUAUGUAUGCCGUAAUGUGUACCUAAAUGAAUUUCUGGAGUGUCCUCAGUGCAAAAAGGUUUUUAGGGCAAUGCAGAUUCCUGCUCCUAACAUAAAAGCCCGAGGCUCACGCUAUUGGAAUCUCUAUCGACACACUGAGGAUCUAUCGACCUUCUUGAAUCGUUGGAGAAGUGUGCCAUCAUCUGUUCCUGAAAACUGCAGAGACAUUCCUCCGGGGAUCGUGGAACCAACUACAACUCCCAGUUCUUCAUCCAGAAAUCCAUUAAUGGAGGAACCGAUGAAGAACCUUGAUGGUGAUUGCUCAACAAGUACAGAAGGAGCUGGAACGAAGCCUGGUCUUUGUAGCCAGAAUUUGGGGAAACCAGAGAGCCUCAUAGGAGCAGAUGUUCAGAAGGGAGAAAGUGUAACAUUCCAGGCAUGUUCUGUAAAAGUGAAUGUCAAUAAUCCUGGCCCUGCGAAGAACAAACAACCGACGAAGUCCCAUACCAAGGGGCUAUCACAUAUGGAAGUAAAAAUGGAGAGGAAGGAACUUGUACGCCAGUUCAAGAAAUUGGACAUAGAAAAAAAUUCAUCGAAGAAAUUUCACAAUGAAGAUCCUGAGAAAAGGAGUGGUGGCACAUUCUCUGAUCUAAAUGCGAAAGCUCAUGAUGUAGAAGCCUGUCUCGAUGAAACUCUAUCAAUGUCUGUGCCUGAUGCCAACUUCCACAAUUUCGACAAUGAAAGAGUGGAGAGUUCCUUCUCAAACAAUCAGGUUUGGGCUGCAUAUGACGACGAUGAUGGUAUGCCUCGAUAUUAUGCCUUGGUUCAUAACUUGAUUUCAAGAUCACCUUUUCAACUCGAAAUCUGUUGGUUGAAGUCGAAAUCCACAACUGAGUUUGGAUCAUUUGAGUGGAUUUCUUCUGGAUUCACAAAGACCAUUGGAAAUUUCUGGGUAGGGAAACCAAUAAAAAUAAGCAGGUUAAAUUCAUUCUCUCAUCCAAUGAGAUCGAAAAAGGGUCCGAGAGGAGUGAUCCAUAUCUUUCCAGCAAAAGGAGAUGUUUGGGCAGUCUACCAUAACUGGUCCUUCGAAUGGAACUUCGACACUGAAAAGGAUGUAAUUCAUAAAUACCAAGUGGUGGAAGUGCACGGAGAUUACAGUGAAGAUCGUGGAGUUUCGGUUAUACCCCUUGUGAAAGUGGCUGGAUUCACAACUCUCUUCCGCCGAAUGCCUGACCACAAUGUGGUUUGGACAAUUCCGAAGGAAGAGAUGUUCAGAUUCUCCCAUCAGGUGCCGAUGUUUAAGUUGGAUGGGAUGAAAGGCAAAGGUGCACCUGAGGGGUGCUAUGAGCUCGACCCUGCAGCUCUACCACCAGAACUGCUCGAGAUUAUUACAGAAGCGGAAGCAACCGAGGCAACCACUCAGAGAGUUUCCGAGCAUCGUGGUCAUGCCAGAAGGAUGGAUCCAAAAAUAACUGAGGUUUUUGGGAAGGGAAAUUAA